This is a messenger RNA of Megachile rotundata (alfalfa leafcutting bee), 2026 nucleotides long. RefSeq lists its product as uncharacterized. The record is from RefSeq and is a predicted model, not a curated record. Lineage: Eukaryota; Metazoa; Arthropoda; Insecta; Hymenoptera; Megachilidae.
CUUAUCUCUUUAAUCUCAAGCAACCACGAAUGCUCUGCUACCACUUUGUGGGGGAAAUAAUGCUGUUGACGACUUUAUAUGCAUAUUUAUAUUUAUAUAUAUAUUUAAUAAACGUAAUUUGAAUUUUAAAGUUUAAUGCUUACAAACGACACACUCCACGGACAUCUUUCACACACCGGUUCAUUCCCCUUUUUUUUUCCACUUCAGCCAACCCAAAAAAUAUCUCUCACCAAUUUCACUCACUCUACACUCUUACCAACCUCAUUCAUACACCAGUCGUACCAACCUAUUGUAAAAACCAACCUCACAAGGAAAGUAUGUUUUCCAACUCAAGGAUAAACAGAGAUAGGCCAUUAAUUCAUAUCAUCAAACUUAUUGAGGAGCAUACUCUACUUUUGAACAGACUUCCAAAUCUUUUGCCCAACACAACAACAUACUCUUCUCAGCUCGACACAAUGCUCAACAAUUACUUAGGACACAAAAUAAUUUACACGGACGAGUCCAAGUCGGAUGAAUUUCCAGCUGUAGGUGCAGCGUGUGUCAUUCCGGAAAACAACUUUGUUGAUAGAACGACCAUUCCUAAGCAGACCUCAGUGUUUACGGGUUACUUAAGGAAGAAUCACCAGUCUAUGUGGAUUCCAUCACAUAAGGAUAUUCCAGGUAAUAAGUUGGCAGACAGAGAGGCUAAAAGAGCAGCACAAUCCGAAGUUAAGGAGAUUUUUAGUGUCCCUUGCACAGACAUUUUCCCAUUGUUAAAACAAAAGAUUGUGGAAAGAGCACAAAAUGAGCUGGUAAGUCAAGCCAGACAGAAAGAAGCGGUAUAUUUUAACAACUACUACUAAGUGAAUAAUUCCAAGCCUUGGUUCUAUAACAAAAAUCUUUCAAGACACUUAACAGUUUGGAUCAACAGAGCAAGAUCAAAUCAUUUUAAUCUGAAAGUAUCGUUGAGGAAGAUCAAUGUUGUGCAGGACACUAAGUGUCAAUGUGGACACCCUAUUGAGGAUAUUGCCCAUGUGCUGUGGGAUUGCACUUUUACUCAACAGCACAGGAAAGAGAUGUUGCAAAGAUUAAAGUCCUGCAAGCUUUCUUUACCAUACAAGAUAAGAAAUUUCUUAAUUAAACCUAACAUUACAGUUUUGAAAAUUAUAGAUGGAUUCUUUAUUAAAAAUAAUCUAAGACUGUAAUUGUACAAAUAGUAAUAUACAGAUUUACUUUGUUUAGGUACACUUUCGUGAGCAAAUAUAGUUAAGUAGGACAACGAUUAAUAUUAGUAUGUACAUAGAUAUGCAAUAUUUUAUAGUUUUAUAAUUUUUGUUAUUCUGUCAAAAGAAUUUAUAUUUGUAUUUAAUAAAGAUAAACACAUAUAGGUCCGGAUUGGAUCUGAAGUGCAUUUCAAUAAAAAAAAAGUGUGGUGUUUGACCUCUGAUAAAAUGUCACAGGCUAGUCUGGUCUGCUACUCUGACCUAUGGAGUACUAGAAUACUGAUCUACUCGACAAGGUCGAUCUGAGUCUUUCUGUACUAUUCGCGUCGCGAAUAAUAAGUUAGAAUCAGGCAUCCGGUACCGAAGGAAGUCUUGAGCCCCGAUACGGUCCUCUUGACAAACUCUUAGGUGUCUCAACCUGGUUUUGACUUCGUGCGUGUCUUCACCGGACCAACUCCCCCGAUUUAUCCGUUGGGUGUAAAAUGUGCUGUGACGGUCCUCAAUCGUACUUUCCUCCGAUAAAUUGACUCCAUCAGCAAAUUCUUUCUACUUAGGAAAUUCAAUUUCUUUUUCACGCGUCAUUGGGUGUUAUAGUAUAUUGAAAUUCAUUAAAAUUAAUAUAAAACAUAUUUUCGUGCAUGACGGAAUAAGCAUUUGGGAAAGGAUUUCUGGAGAAAUUAGCGUAUUAUACUUGUUUCUUCAAUACCGUGACCAUUCGGUAUUUUACGAGCGGAUUCUGUGUUGCGAUAAAUAAAGCUCUGCUACAUUAUUUCGAAAUCUAAAUAACUGUAAAAAUUUGACGAAAUAUAUCUAUUAGUGUUUGU